UGUCUGCCUGCGAUGUCGCAAUGUGAUUCAUCGCUAUCAAUAUCCAAACAGCUCCCGCUGUCCGCUCAUAUUAUUCCAGCUCUGUAAUGGUUGUUUUAUCUUCAUUCUCUCCGCGCUUGUUCAAACUCUUAUAGCACCACGGUCCCUCUAACUUACCGCCGCUGGUAAACUACCUGAUUUACGGUCCCUCGAUCAGGAACACCUGUGGUCAGCCGUGCCCACCGUUUGGUUUCCACCUUUGCGGUUCUAUAUCCUUGUCAUCACAUUGCAUGUUCACAAUGGGGCAGUUUUACGAAACAAUUCCCGAGUCGCUUGUCAAAUGGAUACGCGCCCAAAAAGUGUUUUGGGUGGCCACCGCCCCUCUGUCGCCGGAAGGACAUGUCAACGUAUCUCCUAAAGGCGGCCCCUAUUUCGGCAUCCUCGACACCAAGACUUUCUGGUACCUGGAUCUCAGUGGUUCCGGCAAUGAGACCAUAUCACAUCUGUACGAAAAGAAUAACGGACGGAUAACCGUCAUGUUCAACGCAUUUGAAGGGCCACCACGCAUCGUCCGCCUGUUCGGCCACGGCACAGUGCUCGAAAAUGGAACAGACUCCUUCAAUACUUUUGUCAAAAAGCACGAGGUCAGGCUCCUUCCCGGAGCAAGAAGCAUAAUUCUUGUCCAUGUGCACCAGGUUGGGAGCAGUUGUGGCUUCUCUGUCCCUUAUUUCGAAUUCAAAGAUUGGCGAACAACCUUGAACGAAUUCUUUGCGAGGAAGGCCGACAGGUUUGACAAGGGAGAUUCCAAGGAGAGCAUGGAGAAGUACUGGGCGCUCAAGAAUUCGGAAAGUGUAGAUGGUUUGCCAGGCUUAGACAUUGCCAGAAAGACAGCCAAGGAAGACGGGAUCGUACCUCUCACCAAGAUGGUAGGUGCUGGCGCCACACAUGGAGGGCAGAGGACACGGAAACAGCUGUCGUUUGGAGUACUGCAUCUUGCCCUUGUGGCAGUCAUUGCCUCCUUCGCCACCGUAUUUUUGCAGCCCGUGUUUGGCGAGCUUUUGAAGAGUCUGGAGAGCACGUUUCAGCAUUGA
Molecule: messenger RNA, 1070 nt
Organism: Podospora bellae-mahoneyi
Lineage: Eukaryota; Fungi; Ascomycota; Sordariomycetes; Sordariales; Podosporaceae
Exons: 2
Coding region: 270-1070 (266 amino acids)
Source: RefSeq, a predicted model, not a curated record